AUGUACGAAGACCGUUUGGUUGUGGAUGUUCCAGAUGCUCAGUGGUUUUGUAAAGACUGUCAGCUUAAGCGGCGUGAACGCCCUCUGGAAACUGGACUUUCAGGGGAAGGGCUUUCAUUAGAUGUGAAAAUGACCUAUUUAUCAUCUUUAUCAAAAGCACAACUGGUAGAACUUAUUCAAUUUGCCGAAACAAUAGACCCCAAACUACCAAUAUAUUCUCCAAGCACACACUCCAUUGCGUUAAAACUCCAGCUUGAGAAUGAUAAAAAGGAACAUCAUACCAGUCAAUCCCAGGUGGACUACGAAGACUUACUGGUAGAUGCCAUUAACGCGAAAUCCAAUGGACAUGGUGUCACUAUUGCUGAGAUUUGGAAGUGGAUUGCAAAAGAAUGUGGGUCCCCUAAUAUUCUAGACUCUACAUUUUUACAAGCGGCUACCCGGGCGUUUCAAAGGGUCCUAAGAAGAGGCAGGAUCCUCAAGAGCGGAUCGUUAUACUUUAUUAAUACGUCAUAUCAACCUCCAUCCGAGCUUUCUCUGGCUCAAUAUUUAUCAUCAAGUGAUGAAGCAAUGUUUGGCGAAGCUACCAUGAUAAUACCUCCGCCAACAGACGACGAUGAAUAUUACACGUAUGAUGAAAACGAGGAAGUAUUUAGUCAUAAAGUCUAUUGUUAUAUUUCCGGUGACUUUAUUCCAGGUUUUAACCUAAUGUAA
Messenger RNA from Magnusiomyces paraingens, 711 nucleotides. RefSeq lists its product as uncharacterized. The coding region runs from base 1 to 711 and encodes 236 amino acids. The record is from RefSeq and is a predicted model, not a curated record. The transcript has 6 exons. Lineage: Eukaryota; Fungi; Ascomycota; Dipodascomycetes; Dipodascales; Dipodascaceae.